Messenger RNA from Peronospora farinosa, 4683 nucleotides. The record is from the annotation of a GenBank genome assembly. Lineage: Eukaryota; Oomycota; Peronosporomycetes; Peronosporales; Peronosporaceae.
AUGUUGCGCAAAGAGCUUGACAUGCGACUCACGGCGUAUUUGCCAGCAGUAGUGCGUCGUCAUUUGGAGAGACAGGACUUGCAACGUCCAUUGUCAAUGCCGACGACACAUCGUACGACAGUUGUGAGUAUGUUUGCUGACGUGUCUGGAUUUACAGCCAUGACCGAGUCAUUGGCUGCACGAGGACCUGUAGGCGCCGAGGAUCUUGCGAAACACUUGAAUUCGUACUUUGAACAGCUACUGAGACUUGUGUCGAGUGCGGGUGGUGACGUGUUUAAGUUUGCAGGUGAUGCGAUGCUUAUUUUCUGGCCGGAGAGCAAGGAAGAUACGAUGGAUAGUUUGUUGCGACGUGCACUGCAAUGUGCAUUACGUAUUCAGUCCCAUUUACACAAAGCAGAGCUAGCUCCUGGUGUUGUAUUGAGUGUAAAGGUAGGAUUAGGUAUUGGUGAAGCUACAAUUGCACAUUUAGGAGGUGAGAGUGACGGAGCUACGGCUCGUAUUGAGUACGUAGCUGUCGGGCCGGCCUUGGAACAGGCAUUUGAUUCAGAACAUCAGGCAGAAGCAGGAGAUGUUAUUUGUUCAAGUGCAUGCUGGGAGCGUGUGAGUGAGUUCUUUCACGGUGCACCUGUUCGAAGCCCUAAUGGUGAGAAUGAUUACGUCAACUCAUUUCACAGGAUCAUAGGUGUUAUUAAACCUGUCAAGAUUUGCUCGCGUCGACCAUCAUUUACACGUCAUGAUGCAUUGCUGCAUAAACGUAUGAAGCAAUACGUAUCUCGAGCUGUUUGGCCUUACCUGGAUGCCCACGAUGAGUUUUGGGGCUCGGAACUAAGAGAUGUGACUGUAUUAUUUAUCAACCUUGGCUUCAGUGAGCAGGAUUUGGCGCAAAUGCUUGGAGCAAAAGAACUCCAGCGGCUGCAAGAUGCAUUUGCUCUCGUGCAAAAGUGCGUCUAUGACUACGAAGGCACGAUCAAUAAAUUUCUCGUGGACGAUAAGGGCAGCACUGCUAUUGCUGCAUUCGGACUGUCACCUGUGACACAUGAAAAUGAUCCUAUUCGUGGCAUUUUGUCCUCUCUGGCCAUCUGUGCUGCGCUUGGGAACAUAGGGCUAAAGGCUUCCGUGGGAAUUACGACGGGUACAACAUUAUGUGGAGUUGUUGGCCACCAAGGAAACCGGCGAGAAUACACUGUGUUGGGUGACGUUGUAAACCUUUCGGCACGCCUCAUGCAACGCGCGAAAUCGGAAGGAGGUGGCGUUAUCACGGAUGCAUCCACAAAAAUUUACACGCACGACUUGCUGCAUUUCGAGAAACGGCCAGAGAUAAUGGUCAAGGGCAAGAACGAAAGCAUUAAAAUUCAUCGACCGUACCCACGAAUGUCAAUUCUUCUCGACCAUCAUCUAACAUCUGCCGUCCAGCAGUGCUCUCGGCCAACUAAAGGUAAUACCGCAUCGCCUGCAGCGAAGAUCAUUGGACGGGUAGGACGCGCCAAUGCACUCUCUGUUGUAAGCCGUGCCGCGCCAAUGCAGAAUCUGAUGGAAAAUAUGCACCGUGUACAGGUGCGUGAUGCUCAGCGGAGAUUGUCAUUACGUGCAGACCGUCAGCGUUUGUCGGCAGAAGAACUUGUCGAGGGUGAAAGCUUUGUACAGGUUCGAACAGCACUGAUGGAAAAGUGCUCACACCUGAACUCGUUUGCUCCUGGUGGAGCGUUCGUGCUGGAGGGUGAUAUUGGCGUGGGCAAGACAGUGCUACUUCGAUCGGCUCUUGCAAGUCCCGAAGCAGGAGACUACCAAGUAUUGGUUGGCACAGCUUCCCCAUUUGCGACGAAGAAACCGUACGCAAUUUGGUCGGAGCUUAUUACUAGAGGCGCGCAGGAACUGUCAGGGACAUGCAGUGGCACCCAUAACGCUGAACCUGCAUCGCCCCUCUCUCCAGACAUUUGCACCACCGAUAGUUUAAAUUCUGCUGUGCAGGCACCGAGCAGACUGGCUGAAACGGAACGUCAAAAGUGCGUGGCACAAUUUGUCAGGCAGAAAAUUUGCGAAGGUGCUGCACCUAAUACGACGCUAAUACGAUACGCAUCUUUACUGAAUGCAAUCUUGGACACGGAUUUUGAUGCUUAUCCUGACCCUUCCGAUGACAAUAAAGAAGUAGUAGGGAUGAAGCAUAAUGACAACAACUGUCACGAGCUUGAAGAGUCACACACCAAUCAGAGCGAAGAAGAAACAAAUGAGGAGAACCAACGGCAAAACGAAGAAGAGAUGCGCGCAUUUGGGCUCUCGUUUGCUGAGAGACCCGACCGGACAUUAAAUGUGAAAGAGGAGGAAAUUGCGUCAUGGUUUCUUGGCCUGCUAGAGAUGGAUUUGGCUCAAAAAGAUGAGACUCGAGUCUCGCUAGAUUGUUCAGCUCGCGAUGCUGCCAAUGACAAGCAAGGCAUUGACGAGGACGAGCGAGAGCCCGAGUGGAGACCCGUUGACCUGGAUAUCAGCGGCAUUCUUCUGUUGUGUGCAUUGUAUGCCAUGUCGCGCGAACGGGCUACAGUGUUUUGCCUUGAUAGUGCCAUGUACAUGGACGAAAAAUCGUGGGUUUUAGUCGCAAUCAUUGCGAAAUACUUCACGAAUUGUUUAAUCGUGGUUGGGACACGACCACCGAGCUUGGUCCUUGGCGAGCAUACCGAGAGCUCUUCGUAUCGAAGGCAGUUGCGUUUGCUCAAACGAAUGAAAUUUUCAGCUUGUGCUUCCAUGGACACUUUUAGCAGUGAUGAAAUUGAGGCGCUGUCGCGACAGAUCCUGAAAGUACCCUCUAUCCCCAGCAACCUUUUGGAAAUUCUCGUGUCACGGUCACAAGGCAAUCCUCUUUUUUUACACGAGAUCAUUGGUGAGAUGCAGGAGCAACAAGUGAUUCGGGUGGAUGAAAAGAUGGGUGCCCGCAAAUGUAAACUGCAAGUACAGGAACCAUGGGGUGACAAAUACAAAGCACGAUUCUGCUUUGCUUGUCAUGCCAGCUUCUCGAGUCCAAAAAAGGACAAGCUCAAGGAGAAAGAAAUGAAUUUGGAUCAACGUGAAGAAGGAGCAAGAAAAACUAGGCAGCGGUGCAAAUGCUGUGGAUAUGUCUUUUGCGCAGAAUGCACUCCAAAAGCAUGCCAAGCAAAACUUCCGGGAAAGUCAAAUGAGCCUGUACGUCACUGUCGCACGUGUUACAACUUAGUAUCAUCACGUCGGCCUAGUGGCUCAAUUCAUGGCAUUGGAGCUACCGUUGGGGUUACCGGGGACAAACGAACGCGUACAAAAAACCGAUUGCGUUCUAUUUUUCAGCCUGGAAGCGGUGUUGAUCAAGCUUUGUUGUUGGCCGCAUCAUCAUCAAAAUCUCCUCCUGUGUCUGGUGCUGAAACGCUUACGAAUCGCAUCGCGCUCCGCCCGCCUCGAACUGUAAAGAGCGUGCUGACCACAAUGCUUGAUCAGCUGACGGUUUCACAGCGCAUGCUAAUGAAGACAGCUAGUGCCAUUGGACCUGUUUUUGAUAAAGAGAUCCUCCGUGGCGCUUGUCCUAUCGAGGCUCAUCUUUCUCGGUUCGCGCAAGACCUUGAAGACUUGGAACAAUUGGCUAUGAUACGCCGAAUUGAUACGUUCAUUGGAGGUGUACCCACAUCCUCUAAGCCGAUUGGUGGAGCAAUCCUCACAAAUAGCCAAACGGCAUCAGCAAAUAGCCACUUGAAAGUCAAGUUCGAGUUCAGCCACGGUUUUAUGUGUGGUAUCAUUCGCGAGCAAAUGCUUCGAGGUCAGCUGGACAAACUUAACAGUCGUAUUGCUGACCUCCGCGAGCAGCAGCAGAAGAAGCUACGGCACAAGUUCUUCUCAAAGGCAAAUGAGAGUCUUUUUCGUCCACAGCAAUUGACCAUUCCAGCUUUGUCCGUUGGAGGGGAUGAAUGGCGCACACUCACUCCAACGGUAGACAUGCGCAAUUCUCGAUCUCCAGUGUUUAGCGACGGGGAACGACGGCAUCUAUUGUCUCGUUGUGAUUCGCACUCUAUCAAUGAGCUCAAUGGAUCGCACCAAGGUGUAACCCCUCGUGAUACAGCGAUUGCGACGUCCAUUUCCUCGUCUGAGUCGUCAAUGACGCAGGCGCUUCGUGAGAGUGGAUACGAUGAUGUGUUUUCGUCAGUGGGUAGUCUAGGUAACGCUUCCUGUGCGUCGGUGUUUUCGUCCAACGGCACAACUAAUGCACUGCCAACCUGCAUGCGCCUGAAGGCAAGUCGCGUGGUCGUCAAGAAAUACAGCAGUAUGUUCUCGCACCUGAAACUCAAGGGGCUCAAGAAUGCUCGUCAGUGGAAGACGCGGUAUGCAGUCCUUCAGAACGCACGCUUGCUACUACAGUACGAAGAAAGCGACCCAAUCGCGAACACCACUGAAUCUGCACCACUACAUCCAGGAAUUUGGCACGGUACAUCGCUUUCUCUCAAGGGCGCCAAAGUGAGUGCGUGCGAUCCAGAGGUAGCAGCGAAACUCAAUUGUUUCCAAGUCGAGGUUUCAAAAUGGAUGAAAAAGGGAAAGGUUUUCCAAGAUCAGCGACGCUCCUUCAUUAUUGGCGUCGAUUGUGAAGAAGAAGUUGAAAACUGGGUAUACAUGAUCCGUUUUGCCAUUGAAAGCCAAUCCGCCGUACUAGCCACGGAUAUUGCUGUUGAUUGGUAA